AUGCGCGGCUCCAGCCAGCCCUCCAGCGUCGCAAGCGACACUCUCAACGUCGCAGGCGAUCGGACCAGCAUGGUGCGACGGUCGCACGGCGACGCGUACGCGCUGCUGGGAGUGCCGCACGACGCGUCGCUGGCGCAAGUGAAGGCCGCUUACCGACGACUCGCGCUCAAACUCCACCCAGAUGUGAACACUACGGGUGAUGCAGACGCCUUUCGGCGAAUCACAGAAGCCUACAACUACCUCCUCCACACUCCCUCACACCACCACACUCACUCCCACCACCCUCACGCACGCUCCCACCGCAACUUCCGCCACGGGCCUUUCUCCUCCUUCACCUCGUCGAAUCCGGUCAUGACACCUGGCAGCAGGCGAUUGCCUGCGCUCAUAUGCGGCAUUGGGCUGGCCCUGGGCUGCCUCCUGGGACCAAUCGGAGCAGCGAUCAGCCACGCUCUAACAAGCAGCAGUAGCAGAACAGGUGAGGGUGAGGAGGAGGGAAGCCAAAGACAUAGUGGUAGUGAUGGUGGCAAUGGCAAUGGUGAAAGUGGUGGGAGGAGAAGCAGUUGGAGCUGGUGGAGUAGCAUGGGGGGUGGCAGCAGGGGAGAGCCGAGAGGGCUAAGCCGAGUGGUGGAGCCGACUGCUGAUGAGGAGAAGCGGCAGAGAAUUGCGAAAAUUCUGCUGGAGCGAGCUCGCAAGGCACAGGAGGACGGGGCAGGGGAAGAGGACGGGAUUCGUGUAUCUGUUGAUGGUGUUUCUAUUGGGAAAGUAUGGCCUGAAGUGCAACAAAUGGUUGCACUGAUGGUCGGGAGUGCUUGUAACGGGAAAGCAGGCAACGGCAUACGCAAUAACAACACAGAGCCUGUGGCUAUUCCUAGACGCACCAUCAAGAUCAAGCCGCUUCAGCAGCUGACGAAACCGGUCCAGCAGCCCGAUCGUGCUGCUGGUGGUGCUGGUGCUGCUGGUGCUGCUGGUGGUGAGGAGGGGAAUGAAGGCGAAGAGAAGAAAAAGGGUCCUGGAGUUUCAUCCGCGUUAUUGUCGCCUCCGCUUCCGUCCAUUGACUCGUUUGCGCACACUCGCCGCCUGCAGAGCUUGUCAAACUUCAAGCCGCGGUCUCGGCUGCUUAGGCGGCAGUCGCAGACGCGGACAGGGCCCCUGGGCGGCAGGGUAGCAGGGGAAGGGGAAGGUGUUGCUAGAGACGGGUUUCGCAGGCUGCAGCGAGGUGGGCGGGGAGUUUUGGCCGGUAGUGCGACCGCUGCCACCCCUAGUGCGGAAAACACAGGGAGAGAUCAAAUGGAGGAUGAGAUUGAAGGGUUUAGGGUUGUGGAAAGAGAGGGAGAGGGUUUUGGGCGUGAAGGGUUAUUGGCAGAUUCGUCACCUGGGGUGGGAGGAAGAGAGGGUGAUGGGGGGAUGCAGGGGAAGAGGAAGAGGCGGAAGAUCGUUCUGGCGGGUAGUGAUGGCAGUGAUGGGGAUUAUGAAGAGGAGGAGGAGGUGGAUGAGGAGGAGGAGUGGGGGGAGGAGAAACGGGUUUCACCGUUCAAACGAGGGGAUGCUGAUGCAGGAAGGGGCGGUGCUGCCACCGCUGGUUAUAAUGCUGACACCACUGGCAAUACUGCUUCUGCAGCGACUUUCAACGCGAGGAGGUUCUUUGGAGUGAGGCAGCCCCAGGAGGGCUCCACCCAGGGGGGUCCGCAAAUGGCUCCUGGCAACAGCGCGGCAGUGCAGAGGGCGGAGAGAGAGGAGCUGCGCGCGCGCCUGCUGGCGCUGCACGCCCCCAGCAAGGGCUGGCGCUCCGCUAGAGAUGCUCCUGGGGCGGUUGUGGCGCAGGGGAAGGGGAUGGGGACGGGGAAGGGGAAGGGGAAGGGGGUGGGGAAGGGGAAGGAGAAGGAGAAGGGAAAGGGGAAGGGGAAGAAGGGGGGGAAGAAAUCUGGGAAGGAUCGGUGGGAGGAUGAGGAGGAGGAGGAGGAGGAGGAGGAGGAUGAUUGGAUAGUGGAGGAUGAUAUAGAAGAGGAGAUAGAGGAGGAGAUUGAGGAGCUAGAGGGGUUAGAGUUGGAAGAGGAAGAGGAUGAGGAUGAUGAAGUGUUUCGGGGUAGGGGAAGGAGGAAAUCGAAAGGGAGGCAGAAGCAGGGAGAGUGGGUGAGGCGAUCAGAGCGGGCGAGAAGGCCCGCAAGGUAUGCGCAGAGUGAAGAGUGGGAGGGGGAGGAGGAGUGGGGAGAUGGCGGGGAGGGUGGUGAUGGUGGAGGAGGCAGAGUAGGGGGAGGAGGAGAGGGGGAAGAGGAGGAGGUGGUGGUAACGAGGAGGAGUGCGCGUGCAGCAGGCAGAGCGGCAAUUGCUGCAGCACUGAAGCAGAAAAUUCUUGCUUCUGCUGGGCGAAGGCAGGGGCAGAAGGGGGAGAUGGGGGAAAGAGGGGAGAAGAGGGAGGGAGGGCUGGAGGGCGGGUAUGCAGAGACGGAUGAGUCGGCUGCGAGGUUGAUCUCGCAGGAUGAUGUGUCGGCGGCGUGUGGGGAGAGUGUGCAGCUGAAGGGGUACCAGCUGGUGGGAGUGAACUUCCUGCUGCUUCUGUACCGACAGAAGGUUGGGGGAGCAAUUCUUGCGGACGAAAUGGGCCUCGGCAAGACAGUGCAGGCGGUGGUGCUGCUGGGGCUGCUGGCUCACCUGGACAACAACCCUGGUCCUCACUUGGUUGUAGCCCCCACCUCCCUCCUGGACAACUGGCAGCGCGAGCUGCAGCUCUGGUGCCCGCACCUGCGCGUGGCGGUGGUGCUGCUGGGGCUGCUCGCUCACUUCGACAACAAUCCGGGGCCCCACCUCGUUGUGGCCCCCGCCUCCCUCCUUGACAACUGGCAGCGCGAGCUGCAGCGCUGUUCCGCCCAGAGGGACGACCGGAAGUUUCUGCGCAGGUUCCGAUUCUCGUGUGUUCUGAUGGACGAGGCUCACCUGCUCAAGGACAGGAGCAGCCAGCGGGCCAUGAAGCUGAGACAGCUGGCACAGGCCGCGGAUUAUAGACUCAUGCUCACAGGGACUCCUCUUCAAAACGAUUUGCAGGAGCUCUGGUCGCUGCUAGAGUUCCUCAUGCCCGCCAUAUUCAACGCCCACCAGUGCGACAUUGCAGAGUAUCUGGGCAAGAGGGACCAGCCGUCCCAGAAGGGGGGAGGAGGGGGAGGGGGGCCAGCAGACGAGGGCCUGAUAGGGCGCAUGAAGGCCAUCCUGGGGCCGUUUGUGCUGCGGCGGGUGAAAGCAGAUGUUAUGAAACAGCUGGUGGCGAAAGUGCAGAAGGUCGAGCUACUGGCUAUGGAGGGCGAGCAGGCAGCAGCGUACAAUGAAGCUGUGGAGCAAUACAGAAAGGCUCUGGCCAACCACCCGCUCCUGGUCCGUCGCCUCUUCUCCGACGCAGCAGUGGACGACAUGGCAACGGUGCUGCACGGGAGGGGCGUGUUUGGGGGAGAGUGCACGCGGCAGCGCGUGCAGGAGGAGCUGCGGGGCUACAGUGACUUCACACUCACGACCAACCACCCUCUCCUCGUGCGCCGACUCUUCUCUGAUGAAGCGGUCACAGAAAUGGCAGGAGUACUGCACGGGAGGGGUGUGUUUGGGGGGGAGUGCACGCGGCAGCGCGUGCAGGAGGAGCUGCGGGGCUACAGCGACUUCACACUCAACCAGCUGUGCACCGCCCACAGCGACGCACUCUCGCGCUUCCUGCUCUCACGGGAACAAUUCUUUCACUCCUGCAAGUGCCAGGCCCUCGCAACGCUUCUUCCGCAGCUUAAAUCCGAUGGCCACCGAGUGCUGCUCUUCAGCCAAUGGACGGCUGUGCUUGACAUCCUGCAGCACGUGCUGGGGCUGCUGGGCCUGACCUUUUUGAGACUGGAUGGCAGCACACAAGUGGUGCAGAGGCAGGCUCUGGUGGACGAGUUCAACCGGGACCCCUCGGUUUUUGCGAUGCUGCUGUCGACCCGGGCAGGCGGCCAAGGUUUGAACCUGACCGGGGCAGACACGGUGAUUCUGCACGACGUGGAUUUUAACCCUCAGAUGGACCGGCAGGCGGAGGACAGGUGCCAUCGGAUCGGGCAGACUCGACCUGUAACUGUCGUGCGGCUCGUGACACGUGCAACAGUUGAUGAGGGCAUUUUGAACAUUGCCCAGCGGAAGCUGAGCUUGGAUGCUGCUUUGCUAAGCGGUGGUGGAGAAGGGGAAAGUGCAAACGGGAAGGGGAGUUCUCACUUCUUUCCCACGCCCGCUCUCCCUCCCGAUCUCGGUCCCACUCGCGCUGCUAUGGCUUCUCGAGGCGCAUCACGCGCUCUCUCUCGGGUCCUCUUCGCGACGCUCCUCGUCCUCGCCGCCUCUCACGGCGCGAGUGCCGGCAAGGUGGUGAAACCGCCGCUGAUGCCCGGGCAGAUCCUGCGCAAGUGCGGGUGGUCCAGCAUGGGCGACUACACGUCAUCGUUCGUCUUGUACCCUGACGUGCAUCUGCAUUGGAGGGUGGUCGACAGCGACACGGUCAAAUUCGCGAUCCACAUGAGCAAGGGCAUCCAAACGGGCAAGGGGUGGUUCGGCGUGGGUUUUUCGAGCAACGGCAAGAUGAACGGCGAUGCGAUCAUCGCGGAGAGCAUGCGCGCCGGCGCGCCCAAGCUGCUGACGCUAGCCGGCCACGGCAGCAGGAGCGACGCGACUGGGUGGGCACCGACGGGACUAAAAGUCAUCAAAACCCCCGCCGGCACCACCAUCGAGUUCACUCGCACAACGUCGGACGGCGGCGAGGUGGCUCUGAACCCCUCGGGAAACAACUACAUCACGUGGGGGUUCGGCCAGACCACGUGGGCGAAGGCAAAAGGGCACCUCUACUCCGGCCACGCGGUGAUCGACCUCUCAUGCAACGGCUGCGCGGGCACAUUCCGCAAGGCGCUCUGCAAAGUCUUCUAA
Messenger RNA from Closterium sp. Yama58-4, 4914 nucleotides. Lineage: Eukaryota; Viridiplantae; Streptophyta; Zygnematophyceae; Desmidiales; Closteriaceae. The record is from the annotation of a GenBank genome assembly.